Molecule: messenger RNA, 1929 nt
Organism: Hylaeus volcanicus
Lineage: Eukaryota; Metazoa; Arthropoda; Insecta; Hymenoptera; Colletidae
Gene: PIG-V
Product: GPI mannosyltransferase 2
Exons: 2
Coding region: 323-1780 (485 amino acids)
Biological process (GO): GPI anchor biosynthetic process
Cellular component (GO): endoplasmic reticulum membrane; mannosyltransferase complex
Molecular function (GO): alpha-1,6-mannosyltransferase activity; GPI mannosyltransferase activity
Source: RefSeq, a predicted model, not a curated record
UAUAUUAUUUCUACAAGUCAAAUUUAUCAUUUUUAUAUUUUCACGAUAAACUUGGGCGUUUUCCCACCGAUGGCGCCAUUUUUAGUAUGCUUCAGUUGGCUUCAGUCAUCAGCUGUUAUCAGGAAGUGAUCUUGUGAUCGUUAUAUUUGUGAGCGAAACAUUUAUAAUUUCACCCGCAUUACAUGUACAUUUCCAUUCAUAAGAGCUUUACAGUCUUCUAAAAUAAAAAUUAUAAGAUAAGAGAGCACAGGAAACCAAGAAGAAUGUAUCACAUUUAUCAGUGGAAUUGGAUAUAUUUUCAUAGUAUAGUAAUCCCAUAGCAAUGCACAAACUACGUAAAAAAGUAUUUAGGUUUGCAAUAGUUAGUAGGAUAACAGUUUUGGUUUUACAAUUCAUGUUUAAUCUUCUAUGCCCUGAUCAUCAUGCAGAUGCAUUUAAGAGCCCUAUUGAUAGUUCUGAAAGUGUUUCAUUAUUUGAUAAUGUAGUUACAUAUUUAUUUGGUGGUCUCACACGGUGGGAUGGUGAAUACUUCAUUCAUAUUGCCAAAUAUGGUUAUACAUAUGAAAAUACUUUGGCAUUUUAUCCAUUAUAUCCCUUAUUAAUUCGAAUUAUUGCUACUUUUAUAAGAAAGGUAUUCUUUAUUUUCAAUACUCACAGUUCUGUAAUCAUAGCAGCCAUAUUGAUUAAUAUCAUAUGUUUUAUAAAAUCCACUAUUAUAUUUUAUGAUCUUAGUAAAAUAAUAUUAAGAAAGACACAUCUAGCUUACAAAGCAGCAAUACUUUAUUGCAUAAAUCCAGCUACCAUAUUUUUUUCUGCUGUUUACUCAGAGUCUUUGUUUGCUUAUUUAACUUAUUACAGUAUGUUGAAAUCUAUUCAAUUAAAUCCACUUGUGUCCUUUCCAAUAGCAUUAUCUAUUCUUACAAGAUCAAAUGGUAUGGUUAAUAUUGGUUUUCCUAUAUAUUUUGGUCUAAAAGAAUUAUGUUAUAGUUUUUCAACAAAGUAUGAUCAUUUUUCAGUGAAGGCACUAGGUCAAUUUUUAUUUCUAAAAAGUACUUUAAAGAGUGUUUUAUUAAUGUGUAACAUACUAAUUAUAUCAGUAGCUCCAUUUAUUUUAUUGCAAAUAUAUAAUUACAUUAUAUUUUGUAUUCCACAUUCUAAUCAAACAUUUAUUCCACAACAUAUUGAGGCUCAUAGCAGAAUAAAUAAUUUAGUAUUACCAGGUAGUGAUAAUGUUGAAUGGUGUCAUGCUAAAAUUCCAAUAGCAUAUUCAUACAUACAAAAGAAAUAUUGGAAUAUAGGCUUGUUCAAUUACUAUGAACUGAAGCAAAUACCAAACUUUAUUCUAGCAUUUCCAGUGUUGAGUAUUAUGAUUACAUGUAUUAAAGAAUACUUUUUUGAGCACAGAAAAUAUUCUUGUGCAUUAGGAUUUGUUAAAAAUGCUGUUGGUAAAGAACUUGUUAAAACACAGAAAUAUCCAGCUGAAAUGUUAGUGUUCAUUAUUCAUGGGUUAUUCUUGACAGUAUUUUGUAUUUUUUUCGUGCAUAUUCAAGUAAGCACGCGUUUAAUAAGUUCGGCAAGUCCGUUAAUAUAUUGGUAUUGUACUUUAACUAUGCAACACGUAUCUCGCGAUAAUGAUGACACGGCAUAUGAAAGCGAGAAAAACAUGUUUUUUUUUAUUCCAAAGACAUAUUCUUUUAAAGAUAAGGUUAUCUUAUCCUACUUUCUAGGAUAUAUAGUCUUAGGUUGUUUUAUGUUUCCAAAUUUUUUACCAUGGACAUGAUUUAUAUGUACAUUAUAUGGAUAAUAAAUAUCUAUUCAAAUGUAAAAUUUAUAUAUUUUGCAAUAAGGAAUACAAUUUAAUGUAAACAGUUGUAAUACAAUAAUAAAAGAUAAGUAAUAAAAUGUUUAUAUAAUUAAGUCAUUAAAAUA